Molecule: messenger RNA, 2513 nt
Organism: Pungitius pungitius (ninespine stickleback)
Lineage: Eukaryota; Metazoa; Chordata; Actinopteri; Perciformes; Gasterosteidae
Gene: dhh
Product: desert hedgehog signaling molecule
Exons: 4
Coding region: 390-1760 (456 amino acids)
Biological process (GO): cell fate specification; cell-cell signaling; smoothened signaling pathway
Molecular function (GO): calcium ion binding; patched binding
Source: RefSeq, a predicted model, not a curated record
GAAGGGAGGGCAAACUCCUCCGGACUCUAAAUAAGACCCAAUGGCCGGUGCAAGGUGGCCAGGAGCUCUGAGACGCGCCCGGAGACGGUGGGCGAAGGAGGGAAGGGAGAAAGGAAAUCUCAGGGGGCGACAUUUCUCUGGAUGAGAGGCCAAGAGGAUGAGAGUGCCACGGAGGCGUCCAUAGGAAAUACAGGGAGCCGCGGAGGGUUUUUUUUAGUUUUUUUUUAUUGCGCGUCUCGUCUCGUGGAAGGAUUCGCGCUCUAAUGACACCUGAUUUGGAAUGGACCCAGAUUCGACCUUCAUUCGCAUGCUGCUGCACACCUGGACCCGGGGAACCACUGUAGGCACGGCGACGAGUCACUGACUCCUGGGAGCCCCAGCCCUCCCCAAUGAAGCAGUCCCUGUGGGCCCGUCUGGCACAGCUCGGCCUGCUCGCUGCGUGGACCUGCGUGUGGCUGGUCCAGGGAUGCGGACCGGGCCCCGGCUACGGCAUCCGCUCCAGGACCAGGAGACUCACGGCCAUGCGCUACAAGCAGUUUUUCCCCAACUUCUCAGAAAACAACCUCGGGGCGAGCGGGAGAGCCGAGGGCAAGAUCGCGCGCAACUCCGAGCGCUUCAACGAACUGGUGUGCAACUACAACACCGACGUUGUCUUCAAGGACGAGGAGAACACCAACGCGGACCGCUUCAUGACCAAGCGCUGUAAGGACUGUUUGAACAGGUUGGCGAUUGCAGUGAUGAACCAGUGGCCGGGGGUCCACCUGCGUGUGACGGAGGCCUGGGACGAGGACGGCCACCACCCCCCCGGCUCUCUACACUACGAAGGCCGGGCCGUGGAUAUAACCACCGACGACAGAGAAACGGAGAAGUAUGGCCUCCUGGCCCAGCUGGCUGUGGAGGCCGGCUUCGACUGGGUCCACUACGAGUCCAAAUAUCACAUCCACUGCUCGGUGAAAGCUGAUCACUCUGUUGCAGUGGAAAAGGGAGGCUGUUUCCCAGGCUGGGCCCGGGUGACGGUUGCCGGAGGGGUGCAGAAGAGCCUGUCGUCCCUGGCCCCCGGGGACCGAGUCAUGGCCCUGUCUGGGACAGGCCAAGUCGUGUUGAGCCAAGUACUCUUGUUCCUGCACCGGGACCGCGAAAGCUGGUCUACUUUUCUUUCUCUGGAGACAGAAGAUGGCCGUCGACUGGCCCUCACGCCACAUCACUUGGUCUUUUUAUCCUCGCAUUGCAGACUCGACAGCAGCGAGUAUGAGGCUCAGUUCGCCGGCAGGGCCAAAGCCGGGGAUUGUGUCCUCAUCCAUACGGCGGAGGCUCAAGUACGUCCAUCUCGAAUCGUCUCAGUCUCCGAGGAGGAGAGCGUGGGAGUCUACGCUCCCUUGACAGAAGCUGGAUCCGUGUUCGUUGAAGGAGUGCUGGCAUCCUGCUACGCUCUGAUGGACGACCACAGACUCGCACACUGGGCAUUCGGACCCGUGCGACUCCUCUCCUCAUUUGACCACCUACUUUGGGAGGAGACAAGACACGAGCCGCUGACGACGGACAGCGAAUGGGCUCGCCUCGAGAGUCGCCGCGGCACUUUGGCCGCUAAGGACACAGCAGGUGUUUGUGCGAAUAACAGCACUCUGAACAAGCAAGGGCAUCCGAGCGAAGCUCCGAGGACGGGAACGAGAGGGACGCAGACAUCCGAGGUGCACUGGUAUGCAGAAUUACUGUACAGUUUGGGAUGGGCGUUUUUAGACUCCAACUCAUUUUACCCUUAAAAGCCUGAAACAAUUCACACUAUGUCACUGCGUUACAAUAUUUACCCUAACACUUUCUUUUCUGUAAUAAAUUAAAAACACUGGAAUGGCUUGCUUUCCUUUUUUCCCUAUUGUCUGAAUAAUAAUGAUACGGGAUAUUUGAUAAGAGAUUUAGUUGGAUGAGACAAUUCAUCUGUGCUGGUUAAUGUAAAUGAAGAAUAUGAUACAGUCCAAAAGGACUGUAUCAUAUUCUAUUUGUACAUCAAGUUACUUCUUUUAAUUUCAGUCAUUACAUAUAUAUAUAUGUAUAAAUAUUAUUUUAAUGGGAUAUUAAUUCAUUUUCCCAAAAUACAAUCUUUAUUUUUGUACUCUUUGAAUCAUAAUAUAUAAAUGCUUCAUUGUUUUAUAAUAAUGUAUGAUCUAACAUGUUGUAGAACCAAUAAAAAUGUAAUUAUAAUAAGCAACACAGGAGAAAAUUGAGUCAGCGAAGCUGGUUUUUCUUUUGCUUGUUGAGCAGGACUGAGUGUGAAACAGCUGAGUCAUGUGCAGAAAGAUUCUUUCUGGGGUCGUAGUCGGGUGUCAUGUAUGUCACAGUGUUCAAGAGCUCUGUGGAGAUUUAUUCCAGAAGGCUGGUUAAUGAACAGCCCGGAUGUACUUAAUAUUCCUCACACUUUGCCACCACUGGGUCAACGUUACAGACUUUAUCACAUAGCUACUUCAAGGGAGAUAUCAAGUACCUUACAAUCUUAGAGGAUAACGUUGUGUUAGUAACUG